This is a messenger RNA of Pocillopora verrucosa, 2433 nucleotides long. RefSeq names its product dynamin-1-like protein. The record is from RefSeq and is a predicted model, not a curated record. NCBI's taxonomy places the organism in Eukaryota, Metazoa, Cnidaria, Anthozoa, Scleractinia, Pocilloporidae. Gene Ontology annotation, molecular function: GTPase activity; microtubule binding; GTP binding. Gene Ontology annotation, biological process: mitochondrial fission. Gene Ontology annotation, cellular component: membrane; cytoplasm; microtubule.
AAUUAGGAAAACAGUUGAAAACUUUUGAACCGGCAGUCACAGGUCGCAAUAUUAUCGGUAUUUCUCCACAAGGAGAUGGAUCAGCUUAUUCCAGUUAUUAACAAACUUCAAGAUGUGUUUAAUACUGUGGGAUCAGAAGCUAUUCAACUUCCUCAGAUUGUGGUAGUUGGUGCCCAGAGCAGUGGCAAAAGUUCUGUCCUUGAAAACCUGGUAGGAAGAGAUUUCUUACCAAGAGGAUCUGGUGUCGUCACUCGUAGACCAUUGAUUCUUCAGUUAGUUCACACUCCACCAAAGAAUAAGACCACAGCUUCCAAGAAGUCAGCCAAAGAAGAGAAGCCAAAAGUUGGUGAAGAUGAUGAUGAGGACGGGGAAGCAUAUUUUUCAGAUGAUGAAGGUGAAGAAACAGAAAAGGACAAUGAAGAUCCAGAGGAAUGGGGAAAGUUCCUUCACCUGAAAGAAAGAGUAAUAAGUGACUUCAGUGAAAUUUGUGAUGAAAUAGAAAGGGAAACUGAAAGAGUGACUGGAAAUAACAAGGGAAUUUCAAGUGAGCCAAUCAGACUGAAGAUUUAUUCACCAAAAGUUCUAAAUUUAACAUUGGUAGAUCUUCCUGGAGUGACAAAAGUGCCUGUUGGGGAUCAGCCCCUAGAUAUUGAGCACCAAAUUCGUCAUCUUAUCCUGCAAUACAUCAGUAAUCCAAACAGCAUUAUUCUUGCUGUCACACCUGCGAACAUUGACCUUGCUACAUCAGAAGCCAUUAAGAUUGCCCGAGAGGCUGACCCAGAUGGAAACAGGACACUUGCCGUUUGUACCAAGCUGGACCUUAUGGAUCAUGGAACUGAUGCUUUAGAUAUUUUGUUUGGAAGAGUUAUUCCAGUCAAGCUCGGGAUAAUUGGUAUCAUGAAUCGAAGUCAGUUAGAUAUAAACAACAGAAAGACUAUCAAUGCUGCCCUCAAAGAUGAAGCGUCAUUCUUUCAAAAGAACUAUCCAGCUUUAGCAUCCAGAAAUGGGACCCCAUUCCUCGCGCGGACACUUAAUAAGCUUCUGAUGCACCAUAUUAGGAAUUGUCUUCCCGACCUGAAGUCACGUGUCAAUGCAAUGACAUCACAAUACCAGCAUUUACUACAGAGUUACGGAGAACCGGUGGAAGACAAGGGCCCAGUACUUCUUCAGCUCAUCACAAGAUUUGCCUCAGCAUACUGCGCCAUCAUCGAGGGAACUGCUCGUGAUAUUGAAACAACAGAGCUUUGUGGAGGAGCGAGGAUAUGUUACAUUUUUCACGACACCUUUGGCCAAAGACUUCAAAAGAUGGAUGCCCUGGAAGGACUUUCCACAAAAGAUAUACUGACGGCCAUUAGAAACGCAACGGGUCCUCGGCCCGCCUUGUUUGUCCCGGAGAUUUCAUUUGAGCUUUUAGUCAAGAGACAGAUACGUCGAUUAGAAGAGCCCAGUCUCCGAUGUGUGGAGCUCGUCCAUGAGGAGAUGCAAAGGAUUGUGCAGCACGCCUUCAGUCAGGUAAUAGAAGUGAAGAGAUUUCCACAGCUUCAUGAUAGAAUAGUCGAAGUGGUGACUAAUCUUCUCCUUAGACGACUUCCCUCAACGAACGAAAUGGUAGAAAACUUGGUGGCAAUCGAGUUGUCCUACAUCAACACAAAUCACCCGGACUUCACAGACAGUGCCUCGGUUUUCUCCUCGAUUGCGAUGAAUCACGAAAUGGAGCGCAAACCGCGCUCGAACCAUCUUGUGAAUGGACCCUUAGAGAGUGUCAGAUCACAGACUUCCACUCCUGAAUCAAGUCCGCUCCACAGACCCGAUGUCAGUGUUAACGCGUCUCCCGCUACCAGUCUUCCCGUGGAUAAAGUCCCUGCUUCCUCGUCCUCAGUUGGAGGCUUUGCGUCAUGGAUUCCCGGCAUGCGUGGCAAUAGUGCUCAGCCUGCCCUGGACCAAACAAGUGCGGUGACUGGAGCGACACAGUCAUCAGCCACGGAAGAACUGGCCUUACCAUUGUCCUCCAGACAGAGAGGAUUAACAGAUCGAGAGCAAAUGGAAUCCGAAAUAAUCCGGAGAUUAAUUAAGUCGUACUUCAUGAUUGUUAGGAAAUCAAUUCAAGAUAGUGUACCUAAAGCUAUAAUGUGCUUCUUGGUAAACUUUGUCAAAGAGAGAAUUCAGAGUGAGCUGGUAGAGAAACUUUACAAGAAUGAAAUGUUCAAUAUUCUUCUUGAGGAAGCAGAGCGGAUGCAUAUCAAGAGGAAAGAGGCGGCGGAAAUGCUCAAGGCGCUCCAGAGGGCAGGACACAUUAUUAGUGAAGUGAGAGAUACACAUAUUUGGUAAUCAAGACCACAAGAGAAGAGAAAACCAAGAGAAUGCAAAGAAGGGAUCAGUUAACCACGAUAUGAUAUUAACAAUGUAUUUAAAUACAACUGAGUUAGAAGUGUU